AUGUCUUCCGAUAUUGAACAAACAAAUAACCCUCCUAUGCGAGGAAUACCGGCAAUUACUGGCCCAAUAGAUUAUACCAAAGCAUUUCAUGUUUUCCCCAAAGAAUUACAACCGUUCCGUGGUUCUAUCUUGGCAUAUGGGGCAUCACUAUUUUCUACAUUGGUGGGAUUUCCUCUAGACACUGUGAAAACUCGAAUGCAGACCCAUAAGAACUUUGCAAGUUAUUUUGAUUGUGUUAAAAAGACAUAUGCUAAAGAAGGUGUACGUGGGUUUUUCCGAGGUAUCUGGGCACCAAUAAUUUCAACUUCACUAUCUAAAUCCUUGAGUGUUUCACUAUUUACUACAGUGAAACCAUAUACAUAUACAUUAUUAUAUGAGACACCCUGGACCAAAAAUAUUGAAAACUCGCAUCCAUUCUUACGAAAUAUUCCUGUUUGUUUUUUAUCUGGUUUAAUUGCCGGUGGUGGGGUCUCGUUAUUUGCUUGUCCAUUCGAGUUUACCAAAGUGUAUGCUCAAUUAGAAAAAUUAGUGGCGAGUAAAUCAUUAAAAGAAUUAUCAAAUUUAAACAAUGGAAAUGGAAAUGGUACUGGUGGUAGCAGUGCUGCGCAAUUAGCGCAGUUCAAUUCAAUAAAAACACCUUCUACUGCAGUGAUUGUGAAAGAAAUCUUGAAAUACGAAGGAAUUAGAGGAUUGUACUCUGGUUAUAAAUAUCAUUUGAUGAGAGAUUCGAUUUCAACGGGAUUUUAUUAUUCUAUUUAUGAAUCCAUGAAAUGGUCCAUAAAUAAUUUUAUAAAUAAAGAUCCUUCGGUUUCUUCUCCAUUUUCAGUUUUAUUGGCUGGUGGGAUGUCUGGUGUCCUCAGUUGGGUAUUGAUUUUCCCAAUAGAUACAACUAAAUCUUUGGUUCAAAAAGAUGCCGUGACAAACAUCUUACGACGAUCUCAUGGACUUGAACCUUUACCACCUAAACAUAGAAAGCUACAAAAAUUUGAAAAAAGAGCUUACAGAGGAUUAGGAAUUUCUGUUACGAGAUCUUUCAUUGUAAAUAUGGUUUUCUUUGGUGUUUUCGAAUUAGGCAUGACAUAUUUGGCGUAA
Molecule: messenger RNA, 1092 nt
Organism: Candida dubliniensis CD36
Lineage: Eukaryota; Fungi; Ascomycota; Pichiomycetes; Serinales; Debaryomycetaceae
Exons: 1
Coding region: 1-1092 (363 amino acids)
Biological process (GO): transport
Molecular function (GO): transmembrane transporter activity
Source: RefSeq, a predicted model, not a curated record